AUGUCCGAUAACAAAUCUGCUUCGCAGAAAGUGUCCACAUUGGGCGGCUUUUUGGCCGGAGGUCUCGCGGCAUGCGGAGCGGUCACGGUGACAAACCCGAUCGAGCUGGUCAAGACCCGAAUGCAGCUCGAAGGAGAGCUGUCCAGUGCCACCAACAAGCCAAGAACGUACAAGAACCCGUUCCAGGCCCUGGGGCUAAUCUACAAGAACGAGGGCAUCCGUGGGUGUCAGAAAGGUCUGUUCUGCGCAUACAUCUAUCAACUCGGUCUGAAUGGAUGUAGACUGGGUCUGUACGAGCCCGUGCGGAAUUUCUUGAACGGACUCGUGUUCCCGUCGCGGGAAGCGCACUCCGUGCAAAACAUCCCCAUCAACGUUGUUUCCGGCGCUCUUUCCGGUAUCGCGGGAGCCAUCAUCGGGUCGCCGUUCUACCUGAUCAAGACCCGAAUGCAAUCGUACUCCACAAGCAUCCAGAUCGGAGAGCAGACCCACUACAAGUCCACCUGGGACGGUCUUUCGUCGCAGUUCAAGCAGGGCGGUGUGCUGGGGCUGUUCAAGGGCGUGGACGCGGCCAUCAUCAGAACGGGAAUGGGCUCGUCCGUCCAGCUGCCAAUCUACAACUUUGCCAAACACGAGCUGCUCAAAACCGGCUGGAUCGACGAAGGAACACACCUCCAUCUGUUGUCCAGCACGAUCUCCGGCCUGGGAGUCGGUGUGGUGAUGAAUCCUGGAGAUGUCAUCCUCACGAGAGUCUACAACCAGCAGGGCAACAAGUACUCCGGUCCAAUCGACUGUCUGGUCAAGACCGUCAAGAGCGAAGGUGUCGGGGCCCUCUACAAAGGGUUCGGAGCACAACUGCUCAGAAUCGCUCCCCAUACCGUGCUCACGCUCACGUUCAUGGAACAGACCAUGAAGCUGGCGUACAUGGUGGAGUCCAGACUGGGAGCCUAA
Messenger RNA from Ogataea philodendri, 948 nucleotides. RefSeq lists its product as uncharacterized. NCBI's taxonomy places the organism in Eukaryota, Fungi, Ascomycota, Pichiomycetes, Pichiales, Pichiaceae. The record is from RefSeq and is a predicted model, not a curated record. Bases 1 to 948 code for a protein of 315 amino acids. The transcript has a single exon.